GUGGAAUGCCCGUGAUGUGGUGAAGAUUCUUCAGUGGUAAUUACGCAGAAGCUGCGCCUCGAAGCCAGGUACGGCGAGGCCAUCCCAGCCAAGAGCUAGGUGUGCGUGCUCGCUGUUCCCCACAUGCUUGCAGCGGGCAAGUGGCCCAGGCUCGACCCCCUAACGAUUUUCCCACCCCCCAUUUCCCGCUUCCAAUUGCGCUCCCCCCGUCACCUCACCACCAGUGCUUCGCAUCGCGCUGUGUGUGCAACUCGUCGUCGCCAAUGUCAAUGUAUUCCCUUUGCUGGGAAAUCGCGAACUAGAUCGGCUCCGGAUCUCGAGAGAAUCGAAGAGCGACAGCACCCCGCCGCCAUCCCAUCCUAUCUCUUCAACAAAAGAAGAAAAAAAACUGCUGGACGGACCACCAAGCGCCGCGCGCGACGACUUGCUGGACUUUGCCGAAAUCAAUCGUCGCCAACAAUGAGCCGCCGAUGAACGAACUGCCAACUCUGCUACUGCACAGCACACCCACGUUCGCUACAGUCUCGACCAAUUCCUUCGCAUGUAUCGGACCGACCGUAUGCGCCCACGAUCCUUGAGCAUCACACUCCCUUCAGCCGCUCAUACUACUCGGUGGUUCAACUGAGGAAUCGAACCUCGCUCUGACCUGCCGCGUCUUGACGGCGCUGGCAAUCUCACCUUGCACCACUUUCACGGUCCUCUCGCCUGGAGCUCGCUGUCAACAUGCUGCGACCUGCGACACCGUUGUCGGUGCUUCUCUUCGCGGCAUUCUGUCUACUGCUCCUCUCGUCUUUGUCGGCUCCGAUUAUCAGCGCUAUUCCGCUGGGUCAAUGGAUGGGCGUUGACUUUGGAGUUUUUGGUUUUUGCAAUGGCGGGAGCUGCACCCCUAUAGAGAUCGGCUACGAUGUUCAACAACUCAGCGCCGAUGGCUUUGACAUCCCCGCGGGGACGCGAACUACCCUGACCACUCUUCUCGUCAUCCACCCGGUCGCCGCGCUUCUGACACUGAUCAUGUUCGUCUUGGCUGUGGUUGCCCACUUGCAUAGCCCGGCUCACUCGGGUCGAUACUUGUUAGCCUUGUUCAUCUUUGGCAUCUUCACCUUCCUGGUUUGCCUCUUGAGCUUCCUGGUCGAUGUGCUCCUCUUCGUGCCGCACAUGGCGUGGGGGUCCUACAUCGUUCUGGCUGCUACCGUUUUGGUUGCCAUCAGCGGGCUGGUUUCGUGUGCUAUGCGUAGGACGAUCGUUAGCAGAAAGGCCAGGAAGCAGCGCAUCGCAGAAAAUGCAGAGAUGAGUGGAGAGAACUACUAUAAUCGGCAGUUGCAACAGGCUCCUCCUGUGUCCACUAGCCCUGCACCCCAGCAGCCUACUGUCCCGAUGCUCAGCGGUGCCAACGGAAGACCAGACGCCCUCCCCGAAUUUGCUUCAUUCGAGAAGAAGGAUGAUCGAAGCAGUGAUGAGAGGGUGCCGCUCACCUCGAUGAGCCCGACUGACCGAUCCCCAAACAACAACUACGCGACAGAUGCCUCGACCACUUAUGUCAACGAUACAGGUCCUAAUCCGUCGGACAUCACGGCACAAAGGUCCAUGACCAACACCCCGGGUUCGCGAGGUUAUGCUGAUCCCUCGCCUGGUACUGACGGGUAUCCUAUGAGGGCACCCUCUUACGAACGGAUGAAUUCGAGAGUGAGAGGCGGAGGUCCUCCAGGAGGCUACAGAGGUCGCGGAGGAUACCCGGGGCCCGGCAGGGGUGGUUACAAUGGAUAUGGGCCAUCACCAGGAGGAGGGCGCGGGGGGUAUGGCGGUCCGCAGGGCCGUGGUGGUCACGGCACUCCGCCGAGUGUCAGGGGUGGGUAUGGUCCACCGCCACCACGGGGUGGCGGUGGACGGCCUCUUCCGCCAAGCUAUCGGGGAACUCCCGGGCCUUACGACAGAAGACCAUCACCAGCAGGUCCAUACGGGCCCGGGCCAGUCCCAUAUGAUGCCCGGCAGCCAUCACCAGGUCCGCCGUCCGCGCCUGGAUAUGUCAGCAGAUCGGCCUCGAAUGUGUCGGCUGGAGGAUACAAUGCUUACAACCCCAACAACCGCGACAGCCUUCCCAGGGCAGAGUCGCCACCACCGCUCCCAGGAAUCGACGAUGGCAUUCCCACCAAGGCCGUGGAGAUGGAUGCGACGGGUAGCAACCGUGGGGUGGGACAAUAUGGAAUCCGGGAUAGCGAUUCCGAUGUUGCGGGUAUGUUAGCCAUGCAGCAGGCGAGGUUAUCACCAAGGGCGAGACAUGACACGUAUGUCAGCGACGCCAGCAGAUAUAGCCAGGAUGACACCGCAUAUGUCCCACCUAGGCAAGCCUGGAAUCAGAAUCCGGUCAGGACCCCGUCACCACUUACAGCUGUUUCCACCCGGCCACCUGUUGAUCUCAGGGGCGGUCCUGGCCCUAACCUCCAACCUCCACAACAGCAGCAAGCAAACCCAGGGCUAAGACCGGCCCCUAGUGAGUACUACGAGGAUGUGGACCCUCGCUUCGCCGAGCCUGCGCCUCCCGCAGCUAGUAAUUCACCCCGGCCAAGAACACCUCCUCUGCAGCCCCUACAGUUGGCUAAUUCAUACGAGGACAUUCCCCAAGGCGCCCGCAGCCCGGCCGAAUCUGAGCGGUCUAACUUCACGUCUAUAUCGCAGCGCGGGAUCAACCCUCGGUGGCAGCCACCACCAGAGAUGCCGCAAAUGAUACCCCGGCGACCAGUUGGGAAUAACGGUCCCCGCCCUGCCGAUCUACUUCUUAAUUCCAAUCCAGACUUUGAACUACCCACGCGAGGAGGGGGUAAUCCGAGAUGAGCAGGGCGGUAACCAAUCCAAAAAGGAAGAAAGGAAGAGUUUGGGGGGGGGGAAGUGGAGGUGUUUAUGAUACCCAGAAGUUUCACAACAAUGAGUGUGAACUUUUAUACAACACAACAAACCAUCAAACCAGAGCAAAAUUCUUGCGUUUUUCUUUCGAGUUUCUGUCAACAAAGGGGCCAAAAAAAAAAAGGGAUUUGUCUUUUAUUGGACGACGAAAAAGUACAGUACUACCCUCAAACUUCGGUGGUGAACAAACCCAGUAUAUAGGAUCAUUUUCCUGUCAGUUCUCGGUUGUUUUUUUAUUUUAUAUUUCUACGUCCACCCUCGGGUGCUAUGGAUUGUUCGGUGGCAAGCUUCGCCAGACAUUUUUUCUUGUUAUAGUAUUGUUUCAUGACGGGGACAGAGAGUUUAGCAUCGCUUUCUUUCUGUUGUCACUCUCGGUGUUUUGUCAAGAGGGUUGUUUGUGUACUAUUUAUUGUAGGUUAGGUAAUCAAGAAGUCAGCGGAAAAGGAG
Molecule: messenger RNA, 3345 nt
Organism: Podospora bellae-mahoneyi
Lineage: Eukaryota; Fungi; Ascomycota; Sordariomycetes; Sordariales; Podosporaceae
Gene: RIM9
Product: regulator of ime2
Exons: 3
Coding region: 724-2829 (701 amino acids)
Cellular component (GO): growing cell tip; cell division site; plasma membrane
Source: RefSeq, a predicted model, not a curated record